AUGGACCUGCACCACAUCGAGGACGUGAGGGCGCGGGACCAUCAGCACCAGCUCGUGCUGCGCGAGCGCGGCCGGCGAAUCAAGGCUGCCGCGGAGCUGGGGCUGGCGCGCUCAUCGGCAUCGCGCGGCCGGCAGUGGGGCCGUGCGCUGGGCCGCCGCCGCCGCGCCCUCGUUGUGCCCCCGGAGGAGGAGACCUCGUCGACGGGCAAGCGCCAGGCGCCGAAGGAGGCGACGCCGCCGCUGCAGGGGCGACGGGAUCAUGGAGACGAAGAAGGAGAUGAUGAUGAGGUGGUGGUGGAGGAGAAGGUGGCGCUGCUGCGGCAGCUGGUGCCGGCCGGCGAGGACAUGGCCGUGGAGGGGCUGUUGGAGGAGACGGCCGGCUACAUCGCUGCGCUCAAGGCGCAGGUCGGCGUCAUGCGCACGCUCACCUGCCUGCUGCUGUCCGGUUCCGAUCUCGACGCCGUGCUGCGGCCACAGCCGGCAGCUGGCGUCCUCACGCCGGAGAAGGCCAUGUGA
Molecule: messenger RNA, 516 nt
Organism: Miscanthus lutarioriparius
Lineage: Eukaryota; Viridiplantae; Streptophyta; Magnoliopsida; Poales; Poaceae
Source: the annotation of a GenBank genome assembly